Molecule: messenger RNA, 2489 nt
Organism: Thamnophis sirtalis
Lineage: Eukaryota; Metazoa; Chordata; Lepidosauria; Squamata; Natricidae
Source: RefSeq, a predicted model, not a curated record
AAUUUGCAUUGGUAAUAUGUCAUCUUAAAAAAUAGAGCACCUCUACCAAACUAUUAUAGCUAGAUUUAUUCAUUUCCAUUAAUAACCUUUGCUGAGGUCAGAACUGGUUGUGUCUUUUGUAUGGAUCUCCUUUAACUCAUAUAUAUAUAUAUAUAUAUAUUUAAUUACAGUGAUAAAGUGGGCCUUGCCAAAACCAAAAGUUUCCUUAGUCGUCUUGGACUAGUGGCAUGCAAUCAAGAUUGUUUCCAUGUGCAAGAAAUAUGCCAAGCUGUAUACACCCGAUCUGCCAAACUCUGUGCUGCUGGAUUGGCUGCUGUUCUCAUACAUACUCAUGAACUACAUCCGCUUCCAGAGACGAAGAUCUGUGUAGUUAUGGGUGGGGACAUGUACAAGAGCCAUUCAAUGUAAGGAACUGUCUUGGACAGAGGAACAUUUAUUUUCAUCAGACCAGUGCUAGUUUCUCUUGCCAAUAGUUCUUGGUAUUAUUGCUCAAUUAGUAUAUUGUUUUUAGCAUUUCUCCUGGAUUAGGGUACAAAUUCUAAAAAGUUUUUCUAAGAAAUGAUUUUUCUCUUCUUCAGCUUAGCAGCCAAUAUUUAUUUCUUUAAUUAUCAGCUGAGUAAGUGCCUAAUCCUUUGUUCUGCUGACGUUUCUUGUAUUGCUGUAAGUCAUGUGUAUGUGAGAGGAGGCGGGGGGGGGAGAGAAAAAUGGUUCUAUCUAGUUAAAUAUUUCUAAGCUUGAAUUGUUUCCUUUGGAAAUUUGAUUCUGCUAAGCUAAAUAAGUUGUUUACACCAUCUCAAACUAUAUUUUUUUACCAUUUUGUAUUAACAUUUGGAUAAUGUAAGGAGGCCUAUAUGUACAUAUAAGAAGCAAAUUUACUCCUUUUUGAGCAGGAUAAUCCUAAAAAGAGGCAUAGGUCAAGAAAAAGUGAUUGGACCAAUGCAAUGGAUUACUUCUUGUCUUUAUCCUUCAAAAAGCCUUGACAUUUCUUCUCCCUCCAGGUACAGUGAGAUACUACAGCAAACCCUGAAAGAGCUGGUUCCUGAAUAUUCUGUCACAUUUAUCCCAUCAGAUGAUGGCAGUGCCUUAGGGACUGCCAUAGUGACAGCUGUAGAAGUGAAGCUUAGAAACCGUCGAGAGGGCCUGGCUCAGGUUCUGGCUCCUUUAAAGCUUUCAAUUGUAGAUCUUGAAAGAUUACGGAAUGGGAUCCGACUAGAGAUGGAUAACGGCCUGUUGAAGACAGCCACCAAGAAAAGCUGUCUACGCAUGUUGCCCACUUUCGUCAGUUAUUUGCCUGAUGGCUCUGAGAGAGGGGAUUUCCUGGCAUUGGAUCUAGGUGGAACCAAUUUCCGAGUAUUGAUGGUACAGGUGAAAAGCCAAGAGGAGGGUGGUGUGCACAUCGUCAAUGAGACUUACUCCAUUCCACCAGAAAUAACUCAAAGUAGUGGGCUACAGCUAUUUGACCAUAUUGUGAACUGUAUGGUGGAUUUUCAUAGUAAGCACAGGAUGUCUGAACAUACUCUACCACUCGGUUUCACUUUUUCCUUUCCAUGCAAUCAAGUAAGCCUGGAUAAGGGCAUCUUGCUGAGAUGGACUAAGGGCUUCAACGCCACUGACUGUGUAGGAGAAGAUGUUGUGAAUUUGUUGCGGGAUGCAGUACAGCGUCAGAAGACUAUUGAUGUAGAUGUGGUUGCCUUAGUGAAUGACACAGUGGGAACAAUGAUGUCAUGUGCCUACCUAGACCGUAACUGUGAAGUUGGUCUUAUUGUUGGAACUGGAUGCAAUGCUUGCUAUAUGGAAGAAAUGAGGAAUGUGGGCGCCUUGGAGAGUAAUGAUGGCAGAAUGUGCAUCAAUAUGGAAUGUGGGGCAUUUGGAGAUGAUGGCUGUCUUGACCACUACAUAACAUCUUAUGAUGACAUAGUGGAUAAAGAAUCUCUCAAUGCUAGCCAACAAAGAUUAGAGAAGAUGAUUAGUGGCAUGUAUUUGGGUGAGAUAGUGCGCUAUGUUCUGUUGGAGUUAGCGUCUCGCGAGAUCAUCUUUAGGGGUCAUACGUUACAAGGACUUCAGAACAAAGGCAUCUUUCCCACUAAAUUGUUAUCAGACAUUGAGAAUGACAGCGAAAGCCGGCAACAUGUUUAUCACAUCCUGGAAGAUCUGGGUUUGCCCGUUUCUGCUGAGGACGCCAAAGUGGUGAAGGAAGUGUGUCAUACCGUGACUUCACGAGCUGCUAUGAUGUGUGCAGCUGCAGUGGCAGCUGUUGUAGAAAAGAUUCGAGAAAAUAAGCGCAUGACAAAGCUGGAGGUGACGGUUGGCGUGGAUGGGACAGUGUAUAAGAUGAACCCUUACUUUGCAAAAAAACUUCAGGAUACAGUAGCUCUGCUGGCUCCAAACUGCAAUGUCAAAUUCUUAUUGUCAGAGGAUGGUUCAGGAAAGGGAGCUGCACUCAUUGCUGCUGUGGCCUGCCGUACAAAGGUCUCUUAAUAAGCAGGAGA